This is a messenger RNA of Fusarium pseudograminearum CS3096, 603 nucleotides long. RefSeq lists its product as uncharacterized. The transcript has 3 exons. The record is from RefSeq and is a predicted model, not a curated record. The coding region runs from base 1 to 603 and encodes 200 amino acids. NCBI's taxonomy places the organism in Eukaryota, Fungi, Ascomycota, Sordariomycetes, Hypocreales, Nectriaceae.
AUGACAGCUUACAUCGAAGUCGCUGCCAGUUGGCUCUUCAAGAACUACAAGGGUCGAGAUGCCAAAGCCUUCUUCACGACUCCUGCUUUCGCCCAACAACCAGAGCCAACACUAUCGGUCACAUCCCCAGAUUGUGGCCCAGACGGUGCAACGCUCGGAAAAGAGUAUAUGCAUGGAGGCCAAGGAAAGUUUCCCCAGCUAGAGUGGAACUCUCACGAAGGUGUAAAAGAAUGGUUGCUCGUAACGGAAGAUCCAGAUGCGCCGUUACCAACGCCUAUUUGUCACGGGCUAUAUCUGAGUAUUCCAGUUCAAAAGACGAAUGUUGUCAAUGAAGACUUUCAGUCCAUGAGUGAAACCUCUACCAAACUCAAGGGAGGCUUCUACUACGGAGCAAGUCGCAGCGAGAAGAUUUAUGUCCUGCCACGACCACUCAUCAACCACGGGAUUCAUCGGUACUGGUUUGAAGUCAUUGGCUUGAGUGAGCCAUUAGAUGAGAAGUUGGUAAUCUCAAAGCCGACUAGAGACCAAGUUGCAGAAGCCAUCCAGGGCAAAGUCGUUGUUUGGGGGAAAUGGACGGGCCAGUGUGAGAGGCGAUGGGAAUGA